AUGGUAAGAAGAGCACAAUGCAUCCUCUUUACUUCCUUCUACGAGCUCGAGUCCCAAAUAAUCGAUGCAUUGCGUGAGCAACUUCACUGCCCAGUGUACACAAUUGGCCCUUCUAUUCCUUUCAUGCAUCUCAGAGACAAUAAUAACAACAUAGACCACAUCCAAGGAUGGCUAAACUCACAACCCAAGAAAACAGUACUCUACGUCUCGUUGGGUAGUUUUCUCUCAGUCUCGGUUGCUCAAAUGGACGAGAUUGCAACAGGUCUAAGAUUGAGCGGGGUACGAUUCAUGUGGGUGGCUCGUGGAGAUUCUUCUUCGAGACUGCAAGAAAUGGUUGGCGACAUGGGGAUCAUAGUUCCAUGGUGCGAUCAACUGAAAGUUUUGAACCACGACUCGAUAGGGGGAUUCUUGACUCACUGUGGAUGGAAUUCUACGUUAGAGGGUGUAUUUUGUGGGGUUCCAAUGCUUACUUUCCCGAUAUUUUGGGAUCAGCCAGUGGCUAGUAGGCUUGUUGUUGAUGAAUGGAAGAUUGGGUUGAAUUUGAGAGGAGAUGCUGGGAGGGAAGGUGUGGUUGGCAGAGAGGAGAUCGCGUUGCUUGUGAAGAAGUUGAUCGAUUCGGAUGGUGAUGAUAGUAGGGACAUAAGGAGAAGAGCUGCAGGACUCCGAGGUUCUGCCCGUAGAGCUAUCUCAGCUGGUGGAUCUUCCUCGGAGAAUCUUGAUUCCUUCGUUAGAGAUCUUAUGAAGGGUAGCGGCUGCUAG
Molecule: messenger RNA, 759 nt
Organism: Asparagus officinalis (garden asparagus)
Lineage: Eukaryota; Viridiplantae; Streptophyta; Magnoliopsida; Asparagales; Asparagaceae
Product: UDP-glycosyltransferase 87A2-like
Exons: 1
Coding region: 1-759 (252 amino acids)
Molecular function (GO): UDP-glycosyltransferase activity
Source: RefSeq, a predicted model, not a curated record